GAAGAUUAAGAUAGUUUAAAAACUUUUAUUUACUGAACGCAAAAUGCACUCAAUCAAACUUUCUAAACGUCAGUUACAAGACCUCGAAACUUUCUUGUGUACUUCUAAAUUCUAGUUUUUCUAGUUUCUUUUAUAUUGAAACCCUACUUAAGUUAUUCUAGUUUAAAGGUACACCAACUGGGCAGUUUUUAUAAUGAACUGUAACGUUGUAUAGUGUUUUAGUUAUCAAGGAAUAAGGGAUUGAAAUGGUUCCUCAACAACAACGAAGAAGACGACGUAGGGCGGCUUUAGUGCGUACUGCUGAGCGUCGUGUUAUCGUAGCUCGUGGUUCUGGGGGGUUUGGCUUUACUAUAGCCGGUCAGAGACCAUGUAUAGUGUCGGCUGUUGCUGCGGGAGGUCCGGCAGAGAGAGCUGGACUCCGGGCUGGUGAUGCGCUGCUUGCAGUGGACGGUACUAGUGUAGCUCGAGCUCCUCAUGCUUCUGUGGCUAGAAUGGUGGCCGCGGCGCCUGGUGCCAUAUCACUCAGCGUUGCAUUAAGAGAAUCUGCACCAACAGACACUGAGGAUACGGAGCCCGAAGAGAGAGCAAGAACUAGGAGGAGAUAUCCGCCGCCUCGGAGAAGGCCUCAGCAAGCUAUGAUGCAUCAUCCAGGUUGUCAUGCAGCACCAAGUACAUCUGGAGUGAAUGAGAUUCUUCAAAAUCUAAGCAGAGCUCAACUCACACCGAAUCAUGUGGCUCGUUUAGAAUGUCGUGCUGUUGUUGGCUACCUAGGCACAAUAGAAACACCGCAAGCAACCGCAGCGGCUGCACCGAGCAAUGUACGUAACGCAGUCAAGAAGCUACGGCAAGAACGUCGGCCUGCAACACCUGUUUUGCUAUCUGUACUCCCAAACACAUUACUUCUACGACGGCCGACAGGUCAAGUACUGGCUCAGUACACCCGGGAACGCAUUGUCUACGCUGGAUGUGGCUCAGAAGCAGACAGACGUUACUUCGGCUUGGUAACUGCUGCGGAAAUUUCUGGUAUAGAAACAGAAGCAUCUCACAGCUGCCAUGUGUUCGCUGUCGAUUCCAGGAUGGCGGAACAUGAAGCGCAUAUCAAUAGAGCGAGGGACUUCCAAAUCGUCUGUACCAGAGAUCCUGUAGCCGAAAGAUGCUUAGAAUUUCCGCCGUCUGCUGAAUAUGUGGUCGGCGUCAUACGAGGCAUGUACUCCUUGCCGCCUGACGAUUGUGGAAGCCCUAACUUACAGCAAAUAUCGAAAUUAGCCGUGAAGGGAGAUAGUCCAGCUCUGGGAAACUUUUCGAGAUGUAACAGACCGGUGUUUAGGGCGCAGCGGGACAGGAGACCGGGCAGACAGGAAGAUCAGAGAAUAGACGUGCCAGAGUUUGUUGCGAACUCCCCCCAACCGAGCAACCACAGCGAAGUGACCACGACUUCUAGUAACAGCGACUCCGGGAUCGGGUUCCAUAAUGACUGUCGAAAUAUUGCCGAUAGAAUACUGGUUGUGGAGUUCGCGGGGCAGCAGCCGCCGCCGAGCAGGUUCCGGCAGGAUAUGCCGCGCCGCCCAAUGGGACUAGUUGGCUGCAGUAGCUUCGACAACGAUGGCUCCUUCCUCUCAAACACGACGCCCGUAGUGGACGGCUUCGGCGGUCAGGGGAGACCAUUGAAUUUGGACGACGUCAUCCUAAACGCGAACGACUUGCCUCGACCCGUGGGCCAGCGCACCGAUGACGACACCUACAACUACAACAAUCUUUACGGGAAUCUCCCGUCGAGUUCUCGAAGCUUCCAUGGGGUGGUGUACGAUCAGGUGUAUACAGAGAACGAGGGUCACUACGAGCUGGUUCCUCAGGAGUUGGACGAUAUCGACCGAGUAGCUGAGACAUUUAACUCGGUGGAGAUAUACGAGGAUAGGACGCGGCAUCCUCCUGAUUACCACUCCAAUGAGUCUGUGGAGAAUGUCACUGUGGUUUCGGGGAGGAGUGCGGCGAGUGCGGACUCCGUGUCGGUGUAUUCUUCGCGCAGUCACGAGGAGGCGCGGCCGCGCCGGCGUCACCUGCAAGCCUCGCUCGACGAUAUGCUGGUCCUAGGCCUGCGCGAUCCACCUCCACCGGACAAGGAUGACGGCAAAUUUCUACAUCCCGGCAACAUUAAAUGCAAGUUCCGAAAGUCGAAGCCUUUGAAUAUUCUGUCCAAGACGAAGAACAUAUUGACUGGCAAGGAAUCUCGUAGCGGAGACAAGGCACGGGAGCGGGAGGGCGAGGCUGAGGGUCGGCGUCGCGCGUUGAGCGCUAGUGCGGGCGAUGUGUCCGCAGAGCAGCCUGAUGCCGCGCCACUUCCCGCCGCAGCCAGCGAGCCCGACCUGCGCGAUCAGAGCGAACAGUCGUCGCCGUUCCGGCGCUGGACUACUGGCAGCGGUGCCGGCAGCUCCUACCGCCACCACGACCACCGCAACAUGUAUAGUAAGCAGCAAAUUAGCGAGGGGUCUGGCGGUGUGGGCGGAGUGGGGGGUGGUGGCGGCGGUGCGGGGGGCGUGGCGCGCUGGUCGCUCGGCCUGGAGCAGCUGCUGGCGGACCCCGCGGGCGCCGCAGCCUUCGCGCACUUCCUCGCCAAGGAGUUCGCCGCCGAGAACAUACGUUUCUGGUGGUCAUGCGAGCAGUACCGUGUGAGUGGUGCGGGUGCACGCGAGCGACUGGCGGCUGAGAUCUGGUCGCGGCACUUGGCUGACGGUGCGCCUGAGCCUGUGAACGUGGACGCGUCUGCGCGCCGCGCCGCUGCUGCGCGUACGCAUCUCCAGCCACCGCCUGAUGACCUCUUCCUACAGGCUCAAAAGCAGAUCUUCAACGUGAUGAAGUUCGACAGCUACCCGCGCUUCUUGAGGUCAGGCGUGCACGCGGAGUGCGCACGCGCGGACCUGCGCGGUCUGCCCCCGCCCUACGCGCCCGCACACAACGCCCCCGCAGCAGAGGACGCCACGCCCACUAAGUUAAAGAAAUCAGCAUCAAACGCGUCAGAACGUCGUCGCAGUGGAGGCGCGUCGUUACUGCCGUGGAAGUUGCGCGGCGCAUCACGCGAGCGUGCUGAGCGUGGGGAACGUGUUGAGCGUGCUGAGCGUGACAAGAGUGACACGCCACGUGACAACAGAAACGAGAGAGUAGAACCACCUACCUUAGCUGAUGUGGUGAAGUGCGGGACGCAGGGCGCGAGCUCGCUGUGCCGCGUGGUGUUGCCGGACGGCGCGACGUCAGUGGUGGGCGUGGCGGAGGGCGUGCCGGUGCGACACGUGAUCGACCGCCUGCUGCAGCGCCGCAACCUGCACGUGCCCACAUACGACGUGCAGCUCAGAGAUGAACAGGGCGUGUGGCGCACGAUAGAGGGCGGCGCGGAGUGCAGCGCGCUGGCGGGGCGCGAGGUGGUGGUGGUGCGGCGCGUGGUGCUGCGGCCGCGCCUGCUGGCGGUGCGGUGCAGGCCGGCGCGUCCGCUGCGUCACGUGCUGCGUCACGUGCUGCGCCGGCACGCCCUCACACACCAACACGUGCUGCGCAACUCCCGCCCCGUCGACCUCGACACACCAGUACAGGAGUUGGAGGGCGCAGUGCUGGAGAUAGGAGAGCCGUGCGAGGAGGUGGUGGGUGGUGGGGAGCGCGAGGAGGACGCAGACUCGCUGUCGGACCUCGCCGUGCGUCUGCAGGAGGACACCGAUCAUAUGAGCGUGUCCAGUCGUAACCGGGAGAGUGGUGGAGCGGGCGCGGUCAUACCGGCAGCAAAUAUACCUAUAGGCAGUAACGGCAACAGCAACGGCAACGGCAGUAGCGGCAACGUGAGCACUGCAGGCAGUAACGGCAGUACGGGGGUUGCGGGGGGUGCAGGGGGUGAGGUGGGGCGGGUGCGCGCCGCCCUCAGGCCCGGCCCACCACUGCACCAUCAUCCACCCGAAUUCCUUGAAAAUCUACGAGAAAAGCAACGACAGCGUCAAAACCCUCGAACUCCGCCCCCACUGCCACCCAAACCCGCCCAGAGAACUGCCCCCACAGUCGUCUGA
Papilio xuthus (Asian swallowtail) is the source of this 4043-nucleotide messenger RNA. RefSeq names its product regulator of G protein signaling family member locomotion defects (gene loco). Gene Ontology annotation, biological process: signal transduction; regulation of G protein-coupled receptor signaling pathway. NCBI's taxonomy places the organism in Eukaryota, Metazoa, Arthropoda, Insecta, Lepidoptera, Papilionidae. Gene Ontology annotation, molecular function: protein binding; GTPase activator activity. Gene Ontology annotation, cellular component: cytoplasm; nucleus; plasma membrane. The transcript is spliced from 13 exons. The coding region runs from base 246 to 4043 and encodes 1265 amino acids. The record is from RefSeq and is a predicted model, not a curated record.